GCUGCGUGAUACAUUUUCUGGGAACGUGUGCAGCCUGUAGUGCUCCGGUGGAGAGGAGUUCAAGACAUUUCAGUGUCCAAUCAAGCCGUCCAUUACAGCGUCGGUUUUGGUAUCGUCGAGUAUUCGCCCUGUCUCUUCAUUUCCAGACGCACAUCAUGGCAUCCAGGAAAACCAGCCUUGGCGCCACUUUCAUUCUCGUACUGGCUUUUACUUCUGCAGAAGAAGUAACUUCUGCAGGAGAUUCUUAUUCAAGCUCAGGAGGUCGAAAUUCCGAGCUGGCCGCCACUCAGUGCCCAGAGAAGUGCGAAAUCAAUUUAGCAGGCCGAACUUGCAAAUUGAAUCAUAACUGUCUGAUGGAAAUAUUGCAUUCUCAUAGAGAUACUGCUUUGGAACAGUUACCAGAAGGCGGCGACGGUGAUGAACAGUGCGGAGGACAGUGUUACUUCCAGGACAAACAGGGCAAGUGUCGCCUCGAUCUCCUCUGCAUUUUGGACGGGGACUUCGCGGAGACAUGUCGGUUCCUGAGUGACUGUGACAUUCCUGCUUUCAGCGCUUCAGAUGAGCGGGGUCACUGCUCCUCUUCGAACACGGAAAGUGAUUGCGCAGACACAGGCCCAAGCGAUAGUCGUUCCGUGGAUGUGCGGUUUGGGAUCACUUCAAUCACCGAUCCACCUAACCGUCCUUGUCCUGGGAAGUGUAUGGUUAGGGACUCGCAAGGAAACUGCGUCGUUAAUUUUGAUUGUGCCAGCAUGGAGCCCUAGAUUAAAAUACUAAUUAACAUUUUUAUAUUAAUGUAUUUUUUGUGAAUGUAGUAUGUUCCUGAAUGUAAUAAAUAAAUUGUUAGUUAAAAUCUCAAGUUAGUUUUGUUUAUCAGGCUGUUUAUAUAUCAUUAGAACUGGAAGCAAGGUAACAGCGAGUUUAGAUUAAAUAAAAGUAAUUACUGUACUCUGCUGUUAAUUGAUAAUAAAGGUCAUUG
This is a messenger RNA of Macrobrachium nipponense, 976 nucleotides long. RefSeq lists its product as uncharacterized. The transcript has a single exon. Bases 156 to 761 code for a protein of 201 amino acids. The record is from RefSeq and is a predicted model, not a curated record. NCBI's taxonomy places the organism in Eukaryota, Metazoa, Arthropoda, Malacostraca, Decapoda, Palaemonidae.